AUGCUGCGGUACCAGGCGUCCGUAUAUGGAGAGCCUGUCGAAGCCGAAGGCAGCGGCUACCAUCAAGACUAUCCACAGGUGAGUUUUACCUGAUAAUGAUGAUAAAAAUAUAGAUAAUUUCCAGUCUUCAUCGCCCGCGGCUUCGAUGGUUCCCAUGACGAGUUCCACCACGUCGAACGGAUUCCGGCAGCAGCAAAGUAGAAUAAUAAAGCGGCAUGUUCCGAUGCCUUAUAAGGUUUUAUGGAAUUUUUUAAGAACUCUUCGAGAAAAAAUGGCGUUUGAAUGAGUUCAAAUCGAUUUUUCAGGGCUUAUUUGAGCGAAAUCACCUCAUUUACACAUUACUUUAGUGAUUUUUCCAAUAUUUUUCCCGAAGUAUAAAUACAAUUUUUUUAAAAAUUCUUUCAUUUCAAACAAUACGUACAACUCAUAAUAUUAUCAAAAAGUGAUCAUUGAGCGAUUUUUUUGCAGUUUGCUACAAAAAUUGCUAAUAUUUCUCAUAGUUUGAUGACAAUAGAUCCUAAGUAUGUUCUGAACGCCUUCAAGAUUGAUUUUUUAAGCGUAUUUUCAUACAGAUAAAAAAGUUUAGCUUUGAAAUCAACUUUAGUUUUUAUUCGGCAGUUUUUAGUACAAGUUUUGGGCUUUCUGAUCAUGAUUCCCAAUCGUUUUUAGCGGUUUCCUAGAAAUAAUCAGUUCAAUUAGUUUUUGGGCUUAAAUUAGGACUUUAAUAGGGUUCUUCUACUUCAUAAAUGGUUCAGAAGUGUUGAAAUUCGAUUAAAAGAUUUUUUUCAACAAAAAUAUGAGCGACUAAAAGUUCGAUUUUAUUAACAAAAAAUUAAAUUUUUUUUUUGUUUUUUUUUUGAGAAAAACUUGUGAAGAAGUUUUUCACGGGAACUUGAGCGUUACAGCAGAGGUGGAGGAUGGCUGCCCCCUGGCCGCCCUGCCUGCCAAGCCAUAAACGCCCAAAAGGCAGAAAUGACUUUUUCAAAAGUCAGCGUGGCGCGACGGUCCUUUGUAUGGCGAUAUCGCCCUAGCAUCUAGAAGCGCUUGUUUUGAGCGAUGUAUGAAACUUUUUUACUAAAACACAAAAACACGAAAAAAUGGUGGUGUGAAAAAAAGAUCAGCGAAAACUCGAACGGCGAUUUUUCUGAUUUUUUCAAAUCGCUAGAGAGCUGUCCGACGGAGAACUUUCCGACUAAUCCUUUUCAACUUUCUUGCUAAGUAAACUCUUCGUUUUGAAUCCUCCCAUAUAAAGUAGGUAGUUGAUUCAUGAUUAAAACACAAAAAGAUCCUGUAACGGUUACAGGAUCUUCAAGCAUUUCUUUUUUAAUUCUCUCUUUAUUUCGGAUUAGGAUGGCUAAUGAGAAAAAAGCGUCGUUUGGUUGCUUUUUGCUUUUUCCAACCGGGAACUGUGAACCUUCAUCAACUGAUAAACGUUAACUCGACCUUUUUUCAUUUUUUUUUUCACGAUUUAAAGAGCUGGUUUUUAAGCAAACUUCAGUUUCUCAUAGCCAUCUCAAUACAUGAAAGUUCCCCCUUUUCCCCCAAAUCCCUUCACAUUUCAUUUUUUCAGAGCUUAGCGUCGAGUAGAUUUAUUCCGCGCCGACGGUUCUACGUCGAAGGUCAACAACAACAGCAACGUUGCAUGACGACGUCCUCCACGUCUUCAGCCACUUCCAACGGCGUCAUGUUCCCCACUCCCGACUAUUUGAGACGAAUGAAGGAAAACUAUGAGACUGGAAAAGUGGUCCGUUUUUGGCGAAAAAUUUGGUGUCGUUCGAAAAAAAAAAGAGGAAAAAGUUGGAAAAUAAUGAAUGAUUGCGUAUCCAGUGCGAAUACGAAUAAGUGCGCGACGUCUGGUUUUUUUUUAGUACUUUCUGAAGCUUGAAAUAAGAAAAGAGCUGAUAAUAGGACUGGUUUUGGAGAAUUUUUGCCGUGUUCUGAGUGAUUCUGAGAAAUUGAAAAUAGAUAUUAAGAAUUUUAGAGUGGUCCCUAUAAGGGUUAGGAGAAAAUACAGUCCCUGAAGGGGAAAAUGAAAGUGGCCCUUAUAGGGGUCUAGGGUCUGAACUCUAAGCCCCUAUAGCUCAAGUGAACCCUGUAGGCGUCUUUCAAUUUAAUUCAAAAAACGCUUAUUUGUUCAGUUUUUCCCAUGGAAGCGCUUCUUCGCAUAGAGUUCAUAAAAAAUAUCGACUAGCAUGUCCCUUAUAGGGGCUACUGACUAAAACCUCUGUAGGGACCACUUUUGCAAGCUUCAGGGGCUUAUAUUGGGAAACAAAGUUCUUAAGGAUGUCCCUGUAUGGAACACUUAGGAGUUUUUACGUCAGAAAUCGAGAAAGAUAAUUGAAUUUUGGAGAGUCAGAUAAUUUUGAACUUUAUGGGAAUUACCUUGAACUUGGGCAACGUGUAAAAUAGAGGAUCGGGUUUUUGGAUUCGGGAAAUAUGGAGGAAAUAUAUGUACGUCAUUAAUAUACUUUCUUAUAGUCUGAUCAUUAUUAUGAGAAGCUUUUAUUUCGUGUUUAAAUGAGGAAAAAUUAUUUUGUGAAAUUGAUGGCUGUGUUUUUUGACGUAUAAAUAUUGGCGAAUUUCCAGCUUAUGCGUUAGAAUUGUUUAUUUUGGUCCUGAAAACAGUUUCCAACGUUUUUUCUGUAUACUUCCGGGUUCAACCACCACAUGAAUGAGAACUAAUUUUUUUUCCUAUAAAGUUAUGCUUUUUUUGAACCUUUUUUUCAACAAUUUUCGAAGUUUCUGUUCAGAUAUACAUCAGAAGGAACAUCCCGGGCGUGAAAUCGACAACUCCGCAACCUUCGUCAGUUCUGCCCAACUCAAUACGUUCAAGCUCGUAUAGUACAGCGAAUAAUUCCCGCUAUGUCCUUCGUUUGUCGCCCAAAAACGACUUUAUGCACGAAGAGUUGGUUUUUCUCAAGGGAAAUUUCAUGAUUUUGUGUUUUUUGUGAGAAUUUCUAGAGGGAAUUCAGAGGAAGGGCUGUCAAAAAAAGAUUUUCCAGGAUUAUUUUUGAAAAUUUAAUCUGGCAGUCAUAUUUUGUAACGUAUUCUGCCUGAUUUGAGGCAAAUGUUCCGUAAAUAAAAGUGAAAAAUGACGUCAUCUCAUGAGUUUCCUUUCCCUGGCCCUUGAUAUAUUUGAAAUGGAUCUUUCCUCUUUUUCUGAAAUUAAUCAUUCCAGAAACAAGCAACGACAAGAAAUGUUCGUUCCGACGAUCGACGCGAGUUGUUCGCCUUUCCCAACCGUCCCCGCCUCGAUGUCGAUGGGAGAAUAUGAAGAGGAAGAAGAGGUGGAGAGUCUGGCGCCGUCCAACGAGACCGGUGACGACGUCAAGCUCGAGCCGGACAGUCCCGGAGCCGAGGAUACCCUUUUCAACGCUCUUGGAGGUGUGGAGGGUUGAAGGAAAAAAAAAACAAGAUAAAUUUGAAAGAAAAGCGUAAAAAAAGGGCGUGUAAGAAAAAAAAGUGGUAAAUUUUGAAAAUUUCCUCUUUCCUCCUUGAUAUUCUCAGCACUUACCAGGGAACUACGCGAACUCGUAAUCGCGGAUCGAGUUCAAACUUUAGUGGUUUAUAGACCCAAGUCAGGACACUUGAAAACAAGAGAGAAUAUCUGCACUGAGAAAAAAUUAGUAAAAAUGUGGGAAUUAGGCCUGAAAGUUUUCAGAAUACUGUUUUUUAUCUUAUUUUAUAUUUUGAUACAAUCGCCUUGAAUAAUCCGGCUAUGAUAAACUCUAAAAAACUUUUUUUUUUCCAGCCAAAAGAAAAGCAGAAAUUUGAUAACUUUCAAGCCUAAACUGUUCAUUUUCAAAAAGUUUUUCCUCAGAAGCCUAUGGAGUUUAUCAGAUAAUCUCUCUUGUUUUCAAGUACUCUUACCCGGGUCUAUGAGCUAUCAAGGUUUCAACUCGAAUGUCCGAGUAGUUCCCUAGUUAGAUGCUUCUGAAUCCAAGUGAACUGUAAAAAAAAUAUAUCAGAAAAAAUGAAGAUCAGAAAAGGCGCAAUGGAUCUCAUGUCCUUUGGAAUAGUGCUUUGUUUUUCUUCUGAGGAUGUUCUUUAAUAAUUCUAGACAGGCACUGGUGGCGUUUCUGGUUUUUAUUUUAGCUUUUUGACUGGAAAACUUUUUUCAAAUGGUUUUUGGUAUUUUUAUGAUACUUACUGGUGUCUAUGCUCAUUUUCUAAACCGGCUUCUAGAACUUUUGUGCAAGUUUCUGAAGAGCCAUAUUCAAAUGGAAAAACGGGUAUGGUUGAGUUUUUUUUUAAACUGAGCAUCAUGAUCAGAGGAAACACAUAAAAGGGGAAAAGGCGGAAAUUAUGAGCUUAUAUGGACAAAAAAUGUAACAAAAGAACGUUCCCGCUUGAAGCACAGAGCCUGAGGAGGCGUGGGAGAAUUUCAAAACCACAAAAGUGAAAAAAAUGUUAAGAAAAGUUUCAAGAGAGACUUCUUUUGAUUUGUAAUUUUCAAACAUUUUACUAUUUUUCCCACGAGACGUUCUUGAAUGUGAGAAUGGAGUGAGUAGAAGGGAAAAAAAAGCUUUCAAAAAACUUUAAUCGAUAGAGAAUGAAAAAAAAAAUGACGAAUAAAAACGUGGGAAGCAUUGGAUAGAAUUUAGGACAUUUGUCACGUGUUUCUUUUUCUUUUUAUCGAUACAAGGGGGCACCGUUUUUUUUUUUUUGCAAACUUCGUUUUGCCGUCUUCUCGCAAUCUGUACUUUGUUCAAUACAAUCAACUGUAAAAGCGGAAUUUUCAGCUUUUCUUCAGUUUGAAGUAUUUUUUUCUAUCAGAAUACAUCUCUUUUCUUUUCAUUUUUUUUUUUCUUGAAAUCAACAUUUAAUUCAUUGCGAGCGCCUCAGAAUUCGUAAAAAUAUUUUAGGCUUAUGAAGGAGUAUAUAUUAACGGAAAUCUUAGUAUUCUUAGAUUCAUAUGACCUCCUAGUCUAGGAAAUUCGUGCAAUCGUGAAGAAAUUUCAAUUUUGUCUUCUUUUUGAACUCAGUUUAAUGUAUAUGACCAUCAAAGAUGAAAAAAAAAAACGUUGAUUUCCAGAAACAGGGAAGAAAGUAAUUUUUUUAGGUUUUCUGAGCAAUCCGUCAUCAGAACUGUCCUCCCCACAGUCUCCAUCCUCACCCACCAGUUUGCUGGACAAUCUGACCACCUUGAGUUCGGCCUUGCAGUCCUCAACUCAUGGAUUCAAUGUCAUGACCUACAGAACUAAGUCAGUCCUCAACAAGUAUAGGUACAGGGAAUCUUUAAGAAAAAAAAAAAACCGGCUGGAGUUUUCAGUUGUCCGCAAUCGGAUUGUAUAUGGAGGGGACAGUCGGAAGGGGCGCUGAGACGACAUAUUUCUGCUCACGAGCAGAAGAACGAGGUUUGUAGAAUAAAGAAGAAACAGGAAUGAAUUUGUGAAUUUAGGACGCCGGAUUGGUGAAAGCGGAUCCGAUGAAAGUGACGCUGGUCCCGCCGAAACCUAAAGGGGUUCGAGUUGAUUUUGAUUUUUGAUAAAAUACAACGUUUUUUUACUCUCCCCCUCCUUCCCCCUUUCGUUUGAACUUUCGAUGGAGCUUGUGUACUUAAGGACCUCCAGAUUACAGAACAAGAAAAAAAAUUCUCUCAAAAGAUUAUCUGGAGUAUUGCUGAUUCACGGCUGGCUUGAGCCAUCUAAAAAAGGGUCCUGACACGGUAAGAAAAGAGACAGUGUCUGGUUCGUGGAGAGCGCAGACAGGCCACGCCCCCUUAGCGUUCCAAGCCGUGAAUCGGCUAUAAGGCGCUUGAAAAACCCGAAAUCGCGCUUUUUUUAAAAUUUCAUAUUGCGUCUUUUGCUAACUUUGAAGCUUUAUAAAUCGAAGAGGAGAUCAAAAUUCCAACCGUGUGCCUAAAAACGUUCCCUUGUCAGUUUUUUCCAUGUCGAAUUAUUGAUUUUGAGGUGAAAUGCAGCGAGUGCGACUCCUUUGCGUACUCGAGGCCGUUGCUCCUGAGACACAUGAGCGAUGUUCACGGGAUCGAAGCGCCGCUCAUCCGCAAAACUUUUGUCAACCGCGAAAUGUUGCAGGUUGCUUUUUUUUCCCUGAAUACUCAUCGAGAAAGAUGUUCCAUAGUGCUCAGCUCCCCUUUGGUAUAUAAUAAUCAUCUCAUGAUAAACAAGUAUAAAUACUUGAAAACUAUACAAAAAGUCUAGAACAGUUAUCAAUUAACAGCCAAAUAUUGGGGUAAAAACAAUUUAGGAAAUUUUGAGCGGUCCCUAUAGGGUUUUAGAGUCUGACCCCUUAGCCCCUAAAGCUUAAGUGGUCCCUAUAGGGAUCUUUCAAAUUUAUUCAAAAAAGGUUAUUUGUUUUGUUUUUUUGCAUGAAAAUGCUUUUUCGCAUAAAGUUCCUAAAAUAUAUCGACUAGCAAGUCCCCUAUAAGGACCACUUUACCAACCCCUAUGGGGACCAUUUUUGCAAGCUUUAGGGGCCUCUUCAAAGGUUGGUAAAAUGGUCCCUAGGGGAGACCGUUCAAGGGCCCACUAUGAAGUCCCUAAGACAACCGGGUUCUGGGCAGAAAACUAUGUACGGUAGCGCGCACAAUAAUUGUUUGUAGGUUUACGGGUAUUCCAAAAAAAAGCAAAAUUCUUCCAGAAAUGGCUCGAUACUCUGCGUGAAACCCAUGCCGUGGAGUUUGUCGUCUCUUCUGGGUCGAAAAAGUGGGGACGCGGAUUGCAGGUACUGUGGAAAAUGUGAAGAUUAGAAGAGAAAACUGUUGAAAAAAUCGAAUUUUAAAAAGAAGGCUGACUUUGAAAUGAAAAAUGGGCUUUUUUUGAACUCUAGUCAAGUUAACUUUUUUUUUCGUACAUCAUUUCAAAGUUGCACGUUUUUUUAGGCUGUUUUUUUCAAGGAUUUUUUUAGAGUUUUUUUGAAAGAUUAAGUUGUGAAAAAUCCUAUAUUUCUUAUUCCAGGUACACUACCUGACGUGUUCGAGAAGUGGCGACCAGAAAGAAAGGCCCAACAAGAAAUACGUCAGGCCGCCGAGACCGUCCAUAAAAUGCGGGCGGAACUGCAUGGCCUACUUGAAGGUUCUGUAAACAGGGAAAUGAUUGAUAAAAAGGAUUUUUGUGAGGAAAAGAACAUAUUUUAUCAUAAUUUUGAAGCUCUGUGAUGUAUAUGUAUUAUUAUUUCUCUCAAGUUUUUUCUUAAAAUCAGUUUUUUUUUAAGAAGUUUCGUUACUGCCCCGUUCAAAGCGCGAAUUCAAAAAUAACCUUUGAAUCUCCAAGAUUUUCGUUAUCAUUUUCAAUCUCUUACGGUCAUUUCUUUUGCCUAAAAUCACAUUGAGCUCGUUUUUUUUGAGGUCAUAUGAAAAUCUGAAUGACUCGAAGCUCUCAAAAAAAUCAAAAUUAUGUAAAAAAAAAAGUUUUUGGUGUUCUUUUGAUAGUUCAGGAACUUUUAAAUUGUUCGAAUUUCCAAAAAAAUCUUACGCGAAGCCUGUAAGUGCUCAGGAAUGCCUAGCAAGGGGAGAUUUUCCAGAUUUUGGAGGUGAAUUUUGAAUUUAACGGCAAUAUUGGCUUUAAUGAGCAUUUUUUAACGCUUCAAAGUAAGGGAAUAUAGCAUAGGGUGCUUGCGAAAAAUGACAAAAUAUUCUAAGACCAAAAUAAAAUUGAAAAAGGGGUUUUUCAGAUCAAGCAGAACCCGACAGUUUCCGAGUUGCAAAUCGAAGGUUGCCUCCAUCACAGUGGACAUGAUAUCGAUCAUACCCGGAUCAUUCUUGAACAUAAUGAGGUCUUUAUUGAUUUUUUGUCUUUUUCGUGUGAUUUUUGCUCAUUUGACGCAUUUCUGAUUUAUUUUCCUUGGACUGAAACAGUCAGCUGCAGGAUUUAAUGAUGUUUUGUCCUUUUCGUAGCCUUUUUCGUCUUUCAAAUGUCCUUGGCUAUUUGUAGCUUCAAUUUGAUGUAUUUGUUCCGGCUUGAAACGGUCGGCUGCAGGAUUUCUUAAGAGAACUGUCGUUGAUCAAAAACGGCGCGUAGAUUUUCACGUCCAAUUUUGAUAGUAGUUGACGAGUUUUGAGCAUUCCAGUGAUCAGCUGCUUCUCCAUUUUUGCCCCUUAUUUGAAAAUUUUCACAUUUCUAAGUUUGUUACAGCUAUCUUGUUGAACAAAUAAUCAUUCACAUCGAAUAAUUUCGAUUAUUCCUCUCCAUUUUUCAGCUGGAAAGCAUAGGAGCUCUCCUGGACGCGGUCAAUGACGGCCUCGAGAUCAACGUCGAGAAUAUCGAUGUCAUCCGCAGAUAUUUGGGCAGUUCCGGACGGUUUCGGUUGAUGAGCGACCGCGGAAUCAUUGAGCAGAUGCCGGUUUGGAUUGAACAGGUGAAUUUUAGGGUUUUCCCAGAGUAUUUUCUUAUAGAAAAAGUCCAAGAAAAAGGAAUUUUAUCAAACUAAGCUAUGUAUGCUUUAGCCUGAAAUUUUCUUGUAUUUUUUCGAUUUUUGAUUUUUGAAAGUCAGGAAGGGAAUUUUUCAGAGAUUUCUUACAGAAAAAAGUCCAAGAAAAGAGAAUUUUAUCAAAUUAGGCUAUGUCCGCUUUAGCCUGAAAAUUUCUUGUAUUUUUUUCAUUUAUUGAAUUUCAAAAGUCAGGAAGGGAGUUUUCAUCAAUUUCUCAAUGUUUUGGAUCCUUGAUGACGCGUUUUUCGAAUAUUUUGACUGUUCCUGCGAACAGGAAAAUACAGCAAUCUUCUAGGAAGAUGUAAGCGUUCCGAAUAUUUUGAAGGAUUAGUUCUUUUUUCGAAAUUUGAAACCCAUUUUCCCCAUUCAAAAAAGAAAAAAAACAAUAAAAAAUACGUUUUUCAGUACCACGCAACCGAGUCGGUGACGGAAAACGUCGUUCUGCCCAUGUACCGAGGCUCCGGACCGCUGCACGUGACGACGAGGACGACGGUGUUGGCCCCAAAAGUUCGGCCUCUGGCCAUGACCAGCCGAAGAGCAGUCCCCUAUUCCAAGACUAUCGCCACUCAUAAUUCGUCUGGGAAUCCGAUCCUCAGCACCAGUCAGCUUCUCACGCCGAGUUACAAGGUGCGGAGGUGACCAAAACUGUUCAGGGCGUCCGACCGCCCUUUACGGCUUGGUUAAGUGCGCUAUAAUGAUAGAAUAAUUGAAAGUUCAAAAAUUGGACCUCGGUAACGAAAACCGGACAUGCUCUGGACGUUUCUGAGCACUUCUAGAGAUCCUAGAGUGCUAACGCUACUAAAGUGGUUACUAGAAAUUCCCCUGACACGUCCGGUCCGAGUACGGUUUGGUAAAGUGUCCUCUGAUGAUAGGAUAACUUACAGUUUAGAAAUUGGACCUUGGUAACAAAAACCGCACAUGCUCCUGACGUUUCUGAGCCCUUCUAGAGAUCCUAGAUUGCUGAAACUACUAAAGUGGUCACUAGAAAUUCCCCUGACACGUCCGGUCCGCGUUACCAAGGUCCGAGUAGGAAGGCUUGCGUAGGAUUUUUUUCGCCAAAAAUUUGAAAAAUUGUUUUUUUUUUCCGAAGUUUGAAGCGUAAAGCUUUCAAGAGUGUCGACAGGAAAACUGUUCAUUUCGAAUUUCCCCACUAGCGAGUCGUUUGAGAUCCCUUUUUCAGAGAGAAAAACUGACGAUCAGGUACAUGGACCCGUCUCGGAGUGAACCACCGAGAAAGAAGUUGAUCUCACCGUUGGAUAUUCAUCUUUCAGAUACGACGCAGGCGGUUCGUCUUUGAUUGGGAAAAUUACAUUUUUCGAGACUUCAAAAAUCUUUUUGUAAUGUCCUUUUUAAUGAAAAAGAAUAGACAGAAAAGAGUGACCCCCCUCUUUUUGCGCUUCAUUUUUCAGUUUUAAAAAAACCUUCACUAAAACUGUUUCAAACGGCUUAGAACUUUCAACUCUUAUAACCAUCCACGCUUAGGAACUCCAGAGUGGUCCCUAUAGGGAGCAACCUUAGGGGCCCUUGGAGGGUCUCCUCUAGGGAUGGCUUUACCAGCCCCUAUAAGGAUCACUACAGCUUGAAAAAGUGGUCAUUAUAGGGAUUUCAGUCAGGAGACAUGUUAUUCGAGAGUUGAUAUGUUCGGCCCUUAUAGGGACCACCCUGGAAUUUCUAGGCGCCCUGCUUUUUUGUCCGGAAGCCGUGACUUCAUGCGAUUGAAAACCAAACUACUGACCGUUUCCAGUCGAAAUUGGACGCGGAAGACGACGAAGGCGUGUCGGCCGUCGAGGCUUUGUUCAAGGAGGAGCAGGCGUUGGCCUCGAAACAGAUGCCCAUGAUAGGCGGAGUCUCGGUUGACGUCAUGGCUUCUGAGGACGUCAGCGGCUUAGGCGACGUCGGCCUCGGCCUCAGCGACGACUACCAGCAGUACAAUAACAGCGAUGAUUUCAUUGAGGUCUCAAAAAAACCAUCCCAAAUGCGGCAAAACAUCAAACGUCUUCAUUUUCAGAUCUUCAGCUACAACAGCUUCACCGACUACAAUGAUCGUGGAUCGAUAAAUUGUUCCUAA
Caenorhabditis auriculariae is the source of this 10459-nucleotide messenger RNA. NCBI's taxonomy places the organism in Eukaryota, Metazoa, Nematoda, Chromadorea, Rhabditida, Rhabditidae. The record is from the annotation of a GenBank genome assembly.